Solea senegalensis (Senegalese sole) is the source of this 409-nucleotide messenger RNA. Its product is annotated as cytochrome c oxidase subunit 7C, mitochondrial. Bases 90 to 281 code for a protein of 63 amino acids. Lineage: Eukaryota; Metazoa; Chordata; Actinopteri; Pleuronectiformes; Soleidae. The transcript has 3 exons. Gene Ontology annotation, biological process: mitochondrial electron transport, cytochrome c to oxygen. The record is from RefSeq and is a predicted model, not a curated record.
CCUUUGCGCCAUCCAUCCGUCACAGGAACAAGAUAAGGUCGCACGGUGCACAGUUUAGCCGAGUCUGAGGAGAAAGCAGUCAUUUAACCAUGCUGGGACAAGCCGUGAGACGAUUCGCGACAUCCGCUGUCCGUUCUUCACACUAUGCAGAAGGACCAGGGAAUAACUUGCCCUUCUCUGUGGAGAAUAAGUGGCGCUUGCUGGGCAUGAUGGUCCUGUUCUUUGGCAGUGGCUUCGCAGCUCCCUUCAUUGUUGUCAGACAUCAGAUCCUAAAGAAGUAGAAUGGCCCAGCCCUGUUCUGCUGCUUCCAUGGUCAUCAGCUGGAGCAUUUAUCCAUCCCAGUUCUGUCUCUACAGGCGAAUGGAAAUCUCUUAUUUGUCUUUGUAAAUAAAGUUUACCCAAAUAUGAA